Molecule: messenger RNA, 1466 nt
Organism: Arachis duranensis
Lineage: Eukaryota; Viridiplantae; Streptophyta; Magnoliopsida; Fabales; Fabaceae
Product: protein PHOSPHATE STARVATION RESPONSE 1-like
Exons: 6
Coding region: 230-1264 (344 amino acids)
Molecular function (GO): DNA-binding transcription factor activity; DNA binding
Source: RefSeq, a predicted model, not a curated record
UCUGCAUGAAAACAAUAAUGGACAAAAUAAACCACUUUGUUUGAUUCCACUAAUUUUUAAUGUUUAUGUACUUUGAUAAUGUCAAUGAAUUAAUUAUCUUCAUUCUUAUCCUCUUUUGGGAACAAUACAACAAGUGAUGGAUGACCUUGCAUGGUUCCAUAUAGACAUUUAGAUAUUAGAUUAGAUUCAUUCAAAUCUUAUACCUCAAGCCUCAAACUUUAUUGUGUCAAUGAAUGAGAACAAGAUUGAUUAUUGCAGAGGAAUGAUUCAACAAAGCCAAGGAGGACUAUUUGAUACCAUACAGUCUUGGAACAUGGUUGGAGGAGGAUCACGGCCGCCACUGCCGCCACAAAUAGGCCCUGCUGCAACCAUCAUGAGCCGGUUCGAGUCACCGGCUUCUGCCUUCUAUGCAGCAGAACUCUGCAUGGGGUUUGCAGAAUAUGAACACUCUCAGGCUCAGUUCUCUAAGAUGAAUAACGAUAAUAAUGAUUUGGAAUUCCCUUUGUAUCAAAGGGACAAAUUUGAUCUCUCAAACACUUUGCAAGCAAUGGUGAAUUCUCAAUUCAAUACCAAAAAUCAAUGCUUUAGAUCAUCCAACAAAAUCCCAUGUGACAAUUUUCCUGCCAGAAAGUUCCACCACCAACAGAAGUUCUUCACUGAUGCCAUGGCUUCACCAUUUCCUAACAAAGGAAAUCAAGAUAAUAUAGUGAGCUUCAAUUCUUAUCAAGAUAGAUCUUCAUCACCUUCUUCAGGAGGAAGUGUAUCAGCAAACUCUGCUUCUAAUGGGGUAACCAUAUCGAGUAAGACGCGUAUAAGAUGGACUCAGGAUCUUCAUGAGAAGUUUGUUGAAUGUGUGAAUCGCCUUGGUGGUGCUGAUAAGGCAACACCAAAGGCUGUAUUGAAGAUGAUGGACUCAGAUGGAUUAACAAUCUUUCAUGUCAAAAGCCAUUUGCAGAAAUAUAGAAUUGCUAAGUACAUGCCUGACCCAAUUCAUAAUGGGAAAUCUGACAAAAGAAUCCACAUAGAGAAUCUUCAACAUCAACAUCUUCAUCUUGAUAUGAAGAGUGGAAUUCAAAUUAGAGAAGCACUUCAACAACAAUUAGAUGCACAAAAGCUUCUUCAUGAACAACUAGAGAAUCAGAGAAAGUUGCAGCUGCGAAUCGAGGAACAAGGUAGGCAGUUGAAGAAAAUGUUUGAAGAGCAGCAAAAAGCAACGAAUGAACUUUUGAGUUGUCAGAAUAUAAUAACCAAAGAUGAUACAUAAAUUCAGAUUAGUCAUUUGAUCGAUACCUUCAAUUAAUUUCUAUGUAAAAGUUGUUAUUGUUUUUUCAAAUUUUUCUUAAGGGAGAAAAAAAAAUAUAGUUAAUCAUGGCACGUAUAUUAAGUUCAUACUGUAUUUUAAUUUAAGUUCUCUAAAUGGAGAACUUUUUUUUUCUUUUUCUAAGUUUGAUCUUACUAGCUUGUUC